Daucus carota subsp. sativus is the source of this 3124-nucleotide messenger RNA. RefSeq names its product beta-galactosidase 3. The coding region runs from base 190 to 2733 and encodes 847 amino acids. The transcript has 18 exons. The record is from RefSeq and is a predicted model, not a curated record. NCBI's taxonomy places the organism in Eukaryota, Viridiplantae, Streptophyta, Magnoliopsida, Apiales, Apiaceae. Gene Ontology annotation, molecular function: carbohydrate binding; beta-galactosidase activity. Gene Ontology annotation, biological process: carbohydrate metabolic process. Gene Ontology annotation, cellular component: vacuole; cell wall.
GCAAAACCUCAGCCUGGAGAGCGAGGUGGUCUAAAUCUAAAGAACACACUUACUUUGUCUCUCUUUCACUUGCCAACUAAACACUGCAAUUAAUACUGCUUAUCUCUUUGUGUAGCUUCUUGUUUCAUCUUUUUUGUUCCACCGACAAAAAUAUAUGCAAGCAAGAAUUGAUAGUUGGUUGUGAGGGUUAUGGAUUCUAAUUGGGUUUUCAAGUUGGUGGUCUUGUUCAGUUGGGUUCUGUGUAUGAGCUCAGGGUUGGUACAAUGUAGUGUUACGUAUGAUAGCAAGGCCAUUGUGAUCAAUGGUCAGAGGAGGAUUCUUAUUUCUGGUUCUAUACAUUAUCCUAGAAGCACUCCUGAGAUGUGGGAAGAUCUAAUCCUCAAAGCUAAACAAGGAGGUCUUGAUGUUAUUGAAACCUAUGUCUUCUGGAAUGUUCAUGAGCCCACCCCUGGCAAUUAUAAUUUUGAGGGGAGGUAUGAUAUAGUGAGGUUCUUAAAGAUAGUGCAGAAAGCAGGGCUCUAUGCUCAUCUUCGCAUUGGGCCUUAUGUGUGCGCUGAGUGGAAUUUCGGCGGCUUUCCAGUUUGGCUCAAGUAUGUUCCAGGUAUCAGCUUCAGAACGGACAAUGAGCCAUUUAAGAGGGCUAUGAAAAGUUUCACCGAAAAGAUUGUGAAUUUGAUGAAAAGUGAAAAUAUGUUUGAGUCCCAGGGUGGCCCUAUUAUACUCUCCCAGAUUGAGAAUGAGUAUGGACCACAAGGUAAAAAUCUUGGAGCCGCGGGACAUAACUACAUGACUUGGGCAGCGAAGCUGGCCGUCGGCUUGGAUACAGGGGUUCCCUGGGUUAUGUGCAAAGAAGAAGAUGCUCCUGAUCCAGUGAUAAAUACAUGUAAUGGUUUUUACUGUCAUAAUUUCUCCCCUAACAGACCUUACAAACCCACUAUCUGGACUGAGGCUUGGAGUGGAUGGUUUACGGAGUUUGGAGGACCGAUACAUAAGAGGCCAGUUCAGGAUCUGGCAUUUGCAGUUGCUCGAUUCAUCCAGAAGGGAGGAUCGUUUUUCAAUUACUAUAUGUAUCACGGAGGCACAAAUUUCGGACGCUCUGCUGGGGGGCCAUUCAUCACUACAAGCUACGACUAUGAUGCUCCACUUGAUGAAUACGGUUUAAUCAGGCAACCGAAAUAUGGUCAUUUAAAGGAGCUUCACAGGGCUAUUAAGCUAUGUGAGCAUGCCUUAGUUUCUGCAGAUCCUGUAGUUACUUCUUUAGGAAGUUCUCAACAGGCCCAUGUUUUUUCUUCAGAGAAUGGAAAUUGUGCAGCUUUUCUCGCGAAUUAUGAUACAAAAUCUGCUGCUAGAGUAAUGUUCAACAAUAUGCACUAUAAGUUGCCGCCUUGGUCGAUUAGCAUCCUUUCCGAUUGCAAGAAUGCAGUCUUCAAUACUGCCAAUGUCGGAGUUCAGGAAUCGCAGAUGCAAAUGUUACCAGUCAGUGCUGAUAUGAUUUCCUGGGGGAGUUACAAUGAAGAUUUGACUACUCUUGAUGACAGCUCUACGUUCACUACUUUUGGUCUUCUGGAGCAGAUUAAUGUCACUAGGGAUGCUAGUGACUAUCUGUGGUACAUAACUAGUGUUAACAUUGGCUCAUCCGAGUCCUUUUUACGCGGUGGCGAACUCCCUACUCUCAUGGCGCAGUCGACGGGGCAUGCUCUUCAUGUCUUUGUAAACGGACAACUUUCAGGUUCUGGUUUCGGGACAAGGGAAAACAGGAGAUUUUUGUAUACCGGAAAGGUUAAACUUCAUGCUGGAAGAAAUAAAAUUGCACUGCUCAGUGUUGCAGUAGGACUGCCGAAUAUUGGGGGACAUUUUGAAACUUGGAAGACUGGAGUGUCAGGACCAGUUGUUCUUCAUGGUCUUGAUCAGGGCAAAUGGGACUUAUCGUGGCAAAAGUGGACAUACCAGGUCGGGCUUAAGGGAGAGGCCAUGAAUCUCGGCUCUCCAGAUAGCACUUCUUCUGUCAAUUGGAUGGGUGCUUCUUUGAUUGAACUAAAGCCUCAACCUCUAACAUGGCACAAGGCUGAGUUCGAUGCUCCAGAAGGAGAUGAACCAUUGGCACUGGACCUGCAAUCUAUGGGAAAAGGUCAAGUAUGGAUUAAUGGUCAAAGUAUUGGAAGAUAUUGGACUGCAUACGCAGCUGGUAAUUGCAAUGAAUGCAAUUAUGCUGGCGCUUUUCGUCCUCCUAAGUGUCAGCAAGGUUGCGGUCAACCAACACAACGAUGGUAUCAUGUACCUAGAUCCUGGUUAAAGCCAAGACAGAAUUCAUUGGUACUUUUUGAAGAACUGGGGGGUAAUCCCGCUGGAAUUGCAAUAGUGAAAAGAUCAGUGUCCAGCAUCUGUGCUGAUGUCACUGAGUUUCAUCCCUACAUUAAAAAUUGGCAAAUCGAGAGCUAUGGCAAAGCAGAGGAUUUUCACAAACCAAAAGUUCACCUUCGUUGUGGUGCUGGUCAGUCAAUUACUUCCAUCAAAUUUGCAAGCUUCGGAACACCAACAGGAACUUGUGGAAACUUCCAUCAAGGAACUUGCCAUGCUUAUACCUCCUACGCCAUUUUAGAGAAGAUGUGCCUAGGAAAGGAGAGAUGUGCAGUGCCAAUAUCAGAUACCGUCUUUGGACUAGAUCCAUGUCCAAAUGUGUUAAAGAGGUUAUCCGUCGAGGCCAUUUGUGCUCCUAUGACUACAAGGGGUUAAUGUGCAUGUAGUGACUAGCUAACUGUAUCGAUACCAGCUGGAAAACACAAAUAAAGAGCAACAAGAAGGUACAGAAAAGAUUAGCGUAAUGUUCUUAGAGGUAAAGUUUGUUUAAAAGCCUGUGUAAAUCAUUUCUUUGGGUAGGUAAUUUAUAUAGAUCAAGGGGGUUCUUGUUGUGAGCUUCCUGAUCGACCCCGGUCUCUGGCCUUUUAAUUGGAAAUCAGAACCGGGAAUAGUUUAGCAAUUUGAGUGAUCUGUUAGUUGGUUUGAAUUUAUGGGGCAAAAGCAAACCCCAAUGAGCUCAUGUUAGGUGUGGAUCCUAGUAUGACAAUCUGAUUUAUUUGUACUCCAUGGUAGUUAAUAUGAACUUUCCGCGUUGUUCUUGUUAAAA